CUCUUCGACUCAGCCGUCCUUUCGCACCAACCAUUUGGAGUUGGAACCUAGGAGGAGGACGACGACGACAAUGGCCCCGAAGAAAGGAGUUAAGGUAGCUGCGAAGAAGAAGCCGGAGAAAGUUACAAACCCUCUAUUCGAGAGGAGGCCUAAGCAAUUCGGUAUUGGUGGAGCUUUGCCUCCUAAGAAGGAUCUCUCUCGCUACAUCAAAUGGCCCAAAUCUAUCCGUCUUCAAAGGCAAAAGAGGAUCCUUAAGCAGAGGUUGAAGGUCCCUCCAGCUCUUAACCAGUUCACCAAGACUCUUGACAAGAAUCUUGCUACCAGUCUCUUCAAGGUCCUUCUCAAGUACAGGCCAGAAGACAAAGCUGCCAAGAAAGAGCGUCUUGUCAAAAAGGCCCAAGCUGAAGCUGAGGGAAAGCCUUCCGAGUCUAAGAAGCCCAUUGUUGUCAAAUACGGCCUCAACCAUGUGACCUACCUCAUUGAGCAGAACAAGGCUCAACUUGUUGUCAUCGCUCAUGAUGUCGACCCAAUUGAGUUGGUUGUCUGGUUGCCUGCUCUCUGCAGGAAGAUGGAAGUCCCCUACUGCAUUGUCAAGGGCAAAUCUCGUCUUGGCGCGGUCGUUCACCAAAAGACUGCUGCUUGCUUGUGUUUGACCACUGUCAAGAACGAGGACAAGCUAGAGUUCAGCAAAAUCCUAGAGGCUAUCAAGGCUAACUUCAAUGACAAGUACGAGGAGUACAGGAAGAAAUGGGGAGGAGGCAUAAUGGGAUCAAAGGAAUCGGUAACGGGCAUGGAAGCCACUGAUCCAAGCGCAGAGCUUGAGCUCUACACCAUUCCUGCUCAAUCCAGUUGGUUCUUAUGGGAUGAUAUCCACGAAAUUGAAAGACGCGAAUUUGAGGAGUUCUUCACUGAGAGCUCAAUCACUAGAACCCCCAAAGUUUACAAGGAGUACCGAGAUUUCAUCAUCAAUAAGUUUAGAGAGGACACUUCUCGGAGGCUCACCUUCACUAGUGUCCGCAAGUUUCUCGUUGGCGAUGUCAAUUUGCUUCAGAAAGUGUUUCUCUUCCUCGAAAAAUGGGGAUUGAUCAAUUUUAGCUCUUCCCUCAAGAAAAGUGAUCAUCUCUUGUCCGUGGAUAAUGCUAAAAUCGAACAAGGGACUCCCGCUGGAAUUCGAGUUACUGCAACCCCUAAUUCUCUGAGGCCUAUAACCGCACCGCCCCUUGUUGAGGAAACAACUGAGACUGGCAUCAAACUACCACCGCUUACCUCUUAUUCAGAUGUUUUCAGCGAUUUGAAGAAGCCGGAUGAUGUAUUGGUUUGUGGACAUUGUAGAGAACGUUGUGAUUCUCCUUUCUAUCGACAUAACAAGAGUAUUGUCAACAUAUGCGAAAAGUGUUUCAAGAAUGGAAACUAUGGGGAGAACAAUGCUGCAGAUGAUUUUAAGUUGAUUGGGAAUUCAGCUGCAGCUGUGUGGACCGAGGAAGAGACCCUCCUCUUGCUAGAAUCUGUGCUGAAACAUGGAGAUGAUUGGGAACUCAUUGCACAAAGUGUUUCUACAAAGAGUAGACUCGAUUGCAUUUCGAAACUCAUUGAGCUCCCGUUUGGAGAGUUUCUGAUGGGUUCUGCUUCUGGAAGACUCAUUUCCUCUAUCCCCACCGAGGAUGAAAACGUGGAACAGGUGAAAACUGAUGGUCAAGAACAUGAGGAAACCGAGACAAGGGAAGAAAAAGAAGAUCACGUGGAUGAAGAUGAGCCUCAAGCAAAAAGGAAACGUGUUGCACUGAUAUCAGACGGUGAUAGUUCACUUAUGAAACAGGUCGCUGCCAUGGCAAGUAAAGUUGGUCCAUCUGUCGCAACUGCUGCUGCAAAAGCUGCACUUGCAGCUCUUUGUGAUGAAGCCUCAUGUCCAAAAGAGAUUUUUGACACUGGUGACUACAGCAAUUUCACAGUUGACAGAGCUGAUGGAGACAAAGAUACAGAUUUGGAGGAACAGCAAGAAGACAAAGACGAGCUUCAGGGUCUACCUUUAGCAUUAAGGAUAAGAGCGUCAGUGGCAACAGCUCUAGGAGCAGCGGCUGCACAAGCGAAAAUACUGGCUGAUCAAGAAGAAAGAGAAAUGGAACAGUUAGUUGCGACUGUAAUAGACCAACAGCUCAAGAAACUGCAGAGCAAAUUGAAGUUUCUGGACCACUUGGAAUCGAUAAUGGAUGCAGAAGAGGAAGUGAUAGAGGGUGUAAAGGAAACAAUCAUCCAAGAGAGGAUUAGCGUUUUGCAAUGCGCGUUUCGUAGCGGGAUUACCAAACGUUGGGAUCAUACGUACGUGAAAUGAUCUUCUUUUUCUUUUUUUGUUUCGCUUGGGGUAGAUUUGUUUUCUCCUUAUUCCUGAAAUGAAAAAAAUAGAUUUGU
Arabidopsis arenosa is the source of this 2406-nucleotide messenger RNA. The record is from the annotation of a GenBank genome assembly. Lineage: Eukaryota; Viridiplantae; Streptophyta; Magnoliopsida; Brassicales; Brassicaceae.